Messenger RNA from Rotaria sordida, 1461 nucleotides. Lineage: Eukaryota; Metazoa; Rotifera; Eurotatoria; Philodinida; Philodinidae. The record is from the annotation of a GenBank genome assembly.
AUGUCACAAGCAUCUGGUAGAACUAUCUGCAUUACAUGUGGCAAAGAAAAAGCUACAUUUAGAUGUGGUGGAUGUUCGCAAGAAUUUUGUUUUAAUCAUUUGGGAGAUCAUAAACAAGAAUUGAGUAAACAAUUCGAUGAAGUUGAACUUAAUCGUGAUCUCUUUCGACAAACACUUACUGAUCAAACAGAUAAACCUCAAAAACAUCCAUUAAUACAACAAAUUGAUACAUGGGAACGUGAUUCAAUCAAUAAAAUUCGACAAAAAGCAGAAGAAGCAAGGCAAGUAGUACUUACACAUAUUAAUGAGUCUAUUAGACAAAUUGAAAGCAGAUUAAAUCAAUUGACUGAUCAAUUACGACAAAGUCGUGAAGAAAAUGAUUUUUUUGAAACAGAUUUGCAGCGAUGGAAUGAUGAUUUGACUCAAUUGAAAGAAGAACUUACUAAACCAUCAAAUAUCAAUCUUCGCCAAGAUGCUACACCACUUAUUACUAGAAUUUCAAUUGAUGUCACAUCCUGUAAAUCUGCAUCCUUAAAUGAACUGAAAAUUGGUGUCAGUGCAAGAUGGGCACAAAAUGGGAUCACAGUUGCUGGAGGCUAUGAUCGUGGCAAUGGAUUAAAUCAAUUGUCAAACCCAUGGGGCUUAUGUGUUGAUGAUGAUCAGACUGUGUAUGUGACUGACUAUUCGAAUUAUCGUAUUAUGGAAUGGAAGUGUAACUCGACUAGUGGCGAAGUAGUUGCGGGUGGAAAUGGAUUAGGAAAUUCCACAGAUCAGUUGAAUGGUCCAACAGAUGUGAUUGUUGAUAGAGAGAGCGACUGUCUUAUUAUUUGCGAUUUUGGUAACAGGCGAGUAGUGCGAUGGCCUCGUCGAAAGAGCACAUUUGGAGAAACAAUCAUCCAAAACGUUGGUUGUUGGGGUCUAGCGAUGGACAACGAUAGAUAUCUCUAUGUGGGAGACUACAAUAAACAUGAAGUGAGACGAUUGAAACUAGGAGAGACUAGUGGAAUAAUAGUAGCUGGUGGAAAUGGAGAAGGUGUUCGUCUUGAUCAACUUAGUGGCCGUUCUUACGUUUUCGUCGACGAGGAUCAGUCAGUAUACGUAUCGGAUGAGAACAAUCAUCGUGUAAUGAAAUGGAUGAAAGGUGCAAGGGAAGGUAUUGUCGUCGCUGGUGGUAACAGUUCAGGAAAUAGUCUAACACAAUUGUCGAGUCCCAAAGGAAUGACCGUUGAUCAGUUGGGCACUAUCUAUAUAGCUGACUCAAGUAAUCAUCGAAUAAUGCGUUGGCUUCAAGGAGCUAGACAGGGUAGUAUUGUCGUUGGUGGAAAUGGUAAAGGAAUAGAAGCAAAUCAACUCUGCUAUCCCAUAGGUUUAACAUUUGAUCGACAAGGCAAUUUAUAUGUUGUCGACAAUGGAAAUUACCGAGUACAACGAUUUAAUAUAGACUCAAGCUCAAAUUCAUGA